Molecule: messenger RNA, 739 nt
Organism: Trifolium pratense (red clover)
Lineage: Eukaryota; Viridiplantae; Streptophyta; Magnoliopsida; Fabales; Fabaceae
Product: probable calcium-binding protein CML27
Exons: 1
Coding region: 189-602 (137 amino acids)
Molecular function (GO): calcium ion binding
Source: RefSeq, a predicted model, not a curated record
UGUGUCCUACAAUUUAAGCCAACUCAUAAUCACUUUUAUCUUCAACCUUUUCACCUAAUUAAUUAAUUAAAAACGCGUUUCCGUGAUUUCGUGAUCGAAUCACGUUUCCUAUAAACCACGCAUCACUAAAGUUAACUGAACUGAAAAUCGCAAAAUCUUCAUUCUCUGAUUCUCUCUCGCCUAACGCGAUGGACGAAGAAGUUCGCAAGAUCUUCAACAAAUUCGAUAAGAACGGCGACGGGAAGAUCUCGCGAACGGAGCUGAAGGAAAUGAUGGUGACGCUCGGAUCUAAGACGACUUCGGAGGAAGUUAAUCGUAUGAUGGAGGAGCUUGAUCGGAACGGUGACGGUUAUAUUGAUCUGAAGGAGUUCAGCGAAUUACACAGCGGCGGUGGCGAUGAUAAGGAGCUUCGUGAGGCGUUUGAGUUGUAUGAUUUGGAUAAGAACGGAGUGAUCUCGGCGAAGGAACUUCACGCGGUGAUGCGGCGGUUGGGGGAGAAGUGUUCUCUCGGUGAUUGCCGGAGGAUGAUCGGAAACGUGGAUGCGGAUGCUGAUGGUAAUGUAAAUUUCGAAGAGUUUAAGAAGAUGAUGAGUCGCUCCUAAUGUUAUGGAGUUGUCAACUAGAAUCAAAUGUAUUUUACUCUUACUUUUUCUUUCUUACUCAUAACUCUCUCUUAAUUUAUAUGUAGUUGAACAAUAAUGAAUUAGUCUAAGUGGUAACUAUCUUGAUUUUCUUAGCA